AUGGCACCGACCUACGACAAAGAAAUGUUUAAUAUGUCUAUAAGUGUUAAUAAGGCACUAAAUCCCAUGGAGGCACCACUUAAAAUGAAACAUGCUCGCUUCAUUAUUAUAACAACCCACCGCGUCAAAGAAGCGAAAUCACUUUGGAUGAUUUUCACGCGCCAACCCUUGAUGGAGAAUCGUUUUACUGCAUGGAAAUUUUGUCAUCUACUACAUAAAGUACUGCGUGAGGGUCACGCAAGCGCUAUCAAAGAUUCACAGACGCAUAAGAAAAUGAUUUUAGAAAUGGGAAAAUUAUGGGGGCAUUUACAAGAUGGUGUUGGCAAUUGCAUACAAGCGUAUAGCAAAUUAAUUGUUACAAAACUAGAAUUUCAUGAAAAGAAUGUAUUAUUUCCCGGUUCGUUGUUGAUAGACUUUAAGGAAAUUGAAAAAGCAGCUAGUGAUGACAUCAACAUUUAUUUCCAACUGUGUGUUGAAAUCUUCGACUAUUUGGACGAUAUUUUGGAGGUGCAAUCUCGCGUAUUUACAUCAAUCAAUGCAUAUCGCAUGUCUUCCAUGACACCGCAGGGACAAUGCCGCCUCGCACCAUUAAUCACACUCAUACAAGAUUCGAAUCCGUUGUACGACUUGUGUGUACGCGUUAUGUUCAAAUUACAUGACAAGCUGCCAAAUGAUAUUUUAACCGGACAUCGUGAUCGCUUUCGUGAAUUAUUUUUCAAAAUUAAAUCAUUCUAUAAUAAUGUACGACCAUUGCAGUAUUUCUCUGAUUUGAUACAGGUGCCACAUUUACCCGAAUCGGCACCGAAUUUUACAUCGAAAGUAGAUUUUAAAAGUUAUGUACCACCAGUUAUGCAUGUUCAACCCGAUCCGGAGCCUCCUAUGGAUACUCUAGUAGAUACUAGUAUUUCACAAGAAUCCGCAAGUACACCAACUGCAACUGGACCAGAUGUAGCCGAUAGUGCUAUAUUGCAAAAUACCAUUAGAGAUUAUGAAUAUGCAUUACAAGAUGUUCAAUCAGAGUUGUUAACAGUCAAACAGAAUUAUGAAAUGAUGGAAAGAAAUUAUGAACAUGAAUUACAACAUUUGCGUAAUGAAAUCGGUGGCCUAACUACUGAAUUGGCUCAAUCAAAAGAGUUAUGUACCAAUAUGCAGGCACUGAAGGAUACUCUGGAGCAAAAGUUAAGCGAAACACCAGUUUUAAUGCAAAAAGCUACUGAAGAAGAACAAAAAGCCAAAACAUCAGAGGAAAAAUUUAAUAAACUGAAAGCGAUGUACACCCAAAUGCGAGAUGAGCAUAUAAAUUUACUGAGGCAGCAUGGUGAGUCUACAAAAAGUUUGAAUCGAGAAAAACUAGCGAACUCGGAAUUGCAUGCCGAAGUGGACAAUCUCAAAUUGCAAAUAACCGAAAUAAAAAAUGAACUUGAAAAGAGUGAAAAAAUCGGCAAUGAAAAACUUGAGCUAGCAACAGAAAUAGAAACAAUAAAACGAGAUUAUCAAAAACUGAAACAAGAGCAUGAGGAUUUGCGAAAGGAAUACCAAAGAUUUACCGACAAUAAGAAUAGCGAAAUAGCUGAGUUGUCUGUGAAAGCUGUGCAACUGCAAGCCGAAUCGAUGGCAUUGAUCGAAAGUCAAGCUAAGGUUGUACAGCUUGAGGAUAAGCUCAAUACGAUAAAUGAUACGCUUAACAAAGACCAAAUGGAACAUAGCGUUAUCGUCAACCAAUUUAAAAAAGACUUGGAGAACAAAAAUGACAAUAUAAUAGAGCUGCAAGCAAAACACGAGAAAGAGAUAUUAGAAAAAGUUAACAAAAUUAAGGCGUUGGAGUUGAGCAUAAAUGCCGUUGAAGCCAACUUAACGGAAAGCAAAGCAGUAGUUGCAAACCUUGAGACUGCGCAACAUACACACCUUGCAAAGCUUCAAGAACUGCAAGAGCAGAAAAGAAUUUUAGAGGCUAAUUUAAACACAGCCAAUACUGCAUUAGCAUCGGAAACGGCGGCAAAACUUAAAAGCGAAGAGGAAUACAAAAAUAAAAUUAAUUCUUUAUAUCAAAAGGUUUUGGGUACCAUCGAAUUCAUAACGGAAUCAAAAGUAAACGAAGUAAAUCAACCAAAUUUCGAUAAGACAAUAAAAUUGGUGGGCGAUAUGGAGAGGUCAUUACAGCUAACGGACAAAAGCUAUAAACAAUGUGCUGAGAAUAAACAAGUUGUUGAGGAUGUCACGCAACAGACAAUACAUUUGGUUAGCGUUUUCAUAACGUUGCAUGAACAGUGCCUCUUGAUAUAUAAUACAACCACCGAUAUAGGCAAAGGCGAAGAUAUUUAUAAUCAAAUCAAUAAUGUAAAGGACCCACUGCUCACACUUUUACGACAAAUUAAAAAUUUCGAAAAUAUUUCUAAAUUUGAACAUUCCAUUGAGGAUAUUAGACAGAAACUAAGUUUAUUAAAUAAAUCUGUAGCCGAACUCAACAAUGCCAACAGCAAACAUAUUGAGCUGGGAGAUUUGGUAGAGAAUGAAUUAGCUGAAAUGGACAAGGCUAUCGAAGAGGCUGCGGCGAAAUUUGUCGAAUUGCUUUCAAGUGCACGUUCCAAAGAUGAGGGUAUAAAACUGGAAGUGAAUGAGAAAAUUUUGGAUGCCUGCACAUUCCUAAUGCAGUGUAUUAAAUUAUUAAUACGUAAGGCAAAAGCUCUGCAGGGAGAAAUCGUGUCAGCCGGUAGAGGAACCACCUCCGUCAAGGAGUUCUAUAAACGCAAUAGCCAAUGGACGGAGGGCUUAAUAUCCGCUUCAAAGAGUGUUGCCAAAGGUGCCAAUCUACUUGUCGAAGCUGCCAACAAAGCUAUCGUAUCCGAGUCAACACAAAACUUUGAAUUAAUAGUGGCUGCGCAAGAAAUUGCCGCCUGUACUGCCCAAUUGGUAAUCGCGAGUAAAGUGAAGGCGCCGAAGGAGAGCCAAAAGUUGGGUGACUUAACAAAAGCCUCACGUGAUGUGUCACAAGCCACCGGUCAAGUUGUGGCCACCGUUAAGGAUUGUAAUCAAUCUUUAGAGCAGCUGCAAGAGGUCGACUUCACCAAGCUAACAUCGUCGCAAGCAAAAACCAUGGAAAUGGAAAUACAUGUAAAAGUCUUAGAACUGGAACAAGCAUUACAGAUGCAACGUUUAAAAUUGGCAUCAUUCCGACGAAAGCAUUACCAAAAUUCCGACGAUUAAAAUCGUUAUGUACAUAAAUACAUACAUGUAAAAUUAGGUUUGUGUCUUUUUUAUCUUACUUUGACAAUUAUUUCUAGCUUAAGCUGUACAAAAUGUUUAUUAUUUACUAAUAAAGUAUUAAAGCAUAA
This is a messenger RNA of Ceratitis capitata (Mediterranean fruit fly), 3332 nucleotides long. It is a transcript of the gene Hip1, whose product is annotated as huntingtin-interacting protein 1. The coding region runs from base 1 to 3204 and encodes 1067 amino acids. The record is from RefSeq and is a predicted model, not a curated record. Gene Ontology annotation, cellular component: actin cortical patch; clathrin-coated vesicle. Gene Ontology annotation, biological process: actin filament organization; endocytosis; clathrin coat assembly. Lineage: Eukaryota; Metazoa; Arthropoda; Insecta; Diptera; Tephritidae. Gene Ontology annotation, molecular function: clathrin-cargo adaptor activity; phosphatidylinositol-3,5-bisphosphate binding; clathrin light chain binding. The transcript is spliced from 8 exons.